This is a messenger RNA of Bacillus rossius redtenbacheri, 4202 nucleotides long. RefSeq names its product trithorax group protein osa-like. The record is from RefSeq and is a predicted model, not a curated record. NCBI's taxonomy places the organism in Eukaryota, Metazoa, Arthropoda, Insecta, Phasmatodea, Bacillidae. Bases 1136 to 3130 code for a protein of 664 amino acids. The transcript is spliced from 15 exons.
UAACGUUUAAGAUUAUUUAUUUUGAAUUACGAAACAACCAAAACAUUAUGUAAAAAUGCUUCAUCUUAUGUUAAAAAAAUUAUAAACUGCAUAGCAACAAAGUAUGACAUCAUACCAUUAGUUUCAGUUACUAAUAACAACACGUGCACGCGUUUGAACAGUCAUCGCAGCCAUAGUUGUUUCAUAGCUACCAAAAUCAUUCAACGUUGUCAAGAAUUAUUCCAAAUUAUGUUUUGCCAUUUUACUCAAUGCGCCACUCCGUUAACACAACAUUUUAUAAAUUCUGAACUACGAAUGUCAGUGGGAAUGUACACUAUACUGUACAUUCCAUUCUGAUACGCUUUAAGAAAUUUCUGUAGUUUUCUUAUUAUUAAAACUUAAUUUUUGAUGUUGGCAUCUUUUAACCGCACUUUUUUUUUUUUUCGGUGGCCGUACUCCUCCAAUUCAGUUGCGCCCGCCCGUAUCUAAGCGCUCGGAUUUCAACAAAAGGCACCGCCUCUCGAUAGAGUGAAACAGAGAAUUACGCGCACGACCUUGAAAAAAGCGACGCUACAGCGCUCUGGCGUGGAAGCUGGUAACUACGAGUACCCUCUUGUGGAAAGAAGAGCUGUCUAGCGGCGGAGCUAACAACUACCUCAGUUUUGGAUCCGAAAAUUGGAAUAAUAAAUCCUAUCCCCUCGCGACUUCUAUAAGUUAUAUAUAUUCAAUGGUUUUACCAAGUAUCUGAGGAAAUAUUUUUCCUCUGUCGGUCGUUCAGUUUGGUCCCGGCCCUGCUGGCGACCCGAACGUCUUUCUACACGUCGACCCGCGCGGAGAUAACGUCGUUAUCAGCACGCGUCGUUUCGCUUCCUUCUUCCCCCCCCCCUCUUCUUCACGACCACAAUCCCCCAUCCCUUGUUUCCGUAGUGGCUUCCCGGCCGAGAUCUCAGUUGCGCGCGGUUUGUUCCGGAGUUGGGUUGGGCUACGAGGAGUGCGACGUUAUCUCAGUCUUUCCACGUCUGAACGAGAGCAUUUUAUUUGCGAACCACAGCGGGAAAAUAUAGACGCGGGCUAGAGGGAGGAAGGGUAAUCGAGCCGGAGUGACGGCGCUGCAGCAGCAGGGGCGCAGGCGAAAGAGAGAGAGAGAGAGAGAGGCAUGGCGGCCAAGGUGGACCCCAGCGACCCGGGAGUGCGCCGGCUCGUGUACAACAUGUACCGCGGCAUGCUCAGCAACUACAACGACCAGGCCAACAGCAUCGUGGGCGCCCUGCCGCGCGACCGGGUGCGCGAGGACCAGGGCGUGGCGCGCCGGCUCGAGGAGAUGAUACGGCAGUCCAGCCAACUGUCCGGAGGUGGAACUCCCAGCCCAGGAGUGCCAACAGGCUCGCCAGGUGAUGGCGCGGCAGUGAGCGCCGCCCCCGCCUUCCCCCCGCCACCGCCGCCGCCGCCGCCGGGCCCCAGCUGCCUGCCCACGGUCCGGCUCAGCUCUGAGAUCCCGGACUCCAGGGGCCAGCCGCGCGAGCCGCCGGCCGCCAUCCAGAACGCCAUGAUGACCAAGGACAAGAAGCCGUUCACGUACACGCCCGGGGGACUCGACCUGUCGCAGAUCCGCAGCCCGGGCAUGCAGCGCCGCCUCACGCGCAACGCCAACAGCGAGGGAGUCGGCGACCAGCCGCAGGGCGGACCGCGGCCCGCGUCGCUGGCCCCCGGCUCGCUGCCGCCAUCUGCGGUGGCGGCCAUGCAGCCGCAGCUGCCGGUGGCGGUGUUCCCCACGGGGCCGCCCCCGCCGCCGCCCGCCCCCACCAUGGCCGUGCCCAAGAAGAGCGUCUCAAGGACCCCGUCCAGCGCCGGCCCCGCCCCCGUGCAGUCGGCCCCGCAGCCGCCGCCUCCGCCGCCGCCAUCGGUGGGCGGCGAGCCUGGCAGCCUGUACGUGCCGCCCGUCGCGAACCGAGCCCAGGUGGGCGCCCUAUACAUCCCGCCGCUGAGCGACAGCGCCGGUCCGCGGACGCAGCCGCCACAGCCGCCACAGCCGCAGUCGGCCAGUCCCGGGUCGCCGCUGCCCUACGUGAACCUGCAAAAGGCUCCGACACCGUGGCUCGGCCAGAAGCAACAGCAGCAAGCGCCGGUCCCUGCGUGGGUCAACCGGCCCGUAGAACCGCCGCAGCCACCCCAGCCCCAGCAGCCGCAGCAGCCGCAGCAGCAGGGGACCAGGAUAAUACCAAUUCAGGUGGAGGGUCGUGAGCCACCGAAGCAAACGAGCCAGCAACAACAAAAGCAGCAGCAGCCAGCAAACACAAGGGUGAUCCCCAUCGCGGUGGAAGGCAGCACACAACAGCAGUACCAGAACCAACAGCAGCAGUACCAGAACCAACAGCAGCAGUACCAGAACCAGCAGCAGUACCAGAAUCAGCAGCAGUACCAGAACCAGCAGCAGUACCAGCAGUAUCAGCCUCCACACCAAUACCAACCCCAGCAGUACCAGCCACCGCAGCAGCAACAACAGCAGCACGCACCCCAACAGCGUAGACCUGUGUACGUCCACAACAAGUUCAACCCCCCGGCUUCACCCCAGUCGCCCACAGGCAUUCAGCAGAGCUCGCCUGACUGCACCAGCCCGCUCCAGGGGCAGCAGCCGGCCUGGGGCCCGGGGGGCGGCGCCCCCAUCCAGUCGCGCUCCUUCCGGGUGCUGCAGAAGAUCACAGACACUGACAACGAGGGAGCAGUGGAGGGGGAGGGUGCCCCCACUCAGCAGAUGCGGAAGCUGCAGUUGACGGAGGAGGACCGCGACCUCAUGAACAAGUUCAAGGCACAAGUGGACGACGAGCAUUACCUGCACAACGAGAGUGACCCUCGCUACCGCGGGGCCUCCAUCCCGUCGCGGGCUUUUCGCAUGCUGCAGACCAUGACAGACACCGCCGACGACCAUGUUCCGCGUGCUGCCGGGACCCAGGGCAACCAGCCGCGACCCUUGUCAUCCCAGUUCUCGCCAGGUGCAGAGGAGGCGCCACAGCCGUAUGUGCCUCCGUCGCAGCAGCAGGUGACGGAGCCCAGGAAGUACACAGGGGGAGCCAUCCCGUCUCGCUCCUUCAGGAUCCUGCAGGCCAUGACGGCCUCCCCGGAUGACCCUGGUGCAGGGCAGUCUGACAUGUGAGGCUCCGCGUCCCACGCCCGCUGCCCGAGGCAGGAACUGCUGGCAUGAAACUCGGCAGUUUGUAGACGACUCUCAAGCUUUUUCGCCCCCUUAACUGUAAAAAAAAAAAAAAUUGCUGUGCUUCUACAUAGAUAUUUAUUCUUAAAAUAUUAUUUUCUUUGGGCUUUCCUCACUGAUUUAUCAGUUUUGUUUAUUGUAUUGAAAAGCUUCCUUUUCCUCUCUUUCCCAGACUGUAAUUCUGUACAUAAAGUGUGUUAGUUCAAUUUUUUAAUAGUGGACACCUCUCUGUUUUCCGCUGUCUGCAUUUUUUAUUUUGUGUAGUUUCAUAUAAGUUUAUAUUAUUUUUACUGUCAAGAUACAUAAAGCUAUGAAGAAAGAUAUUUGAUAGCUCAAACAUUACGUAUUGUACAUUAAUUAUAGGUUGCGCAAACUUUAAUUUUGAAUAUUUUUAUAGCAGCCUUAUUGUGUAACUUUUACAUGAAUAUUGUAAUUCUGUUAUCCACCCAAAAAUUAUACGUAUUAUGUCAAAAUCUGUUCAUUUUAGUUUAAAUUGAAAUUUGCCAGCAAUUUGUAAAUCGUAAUCAUCUGGGGGGAUAGUAAUUUUUUUAUUAGUUUUUACUGCAGCUUAUUAGGUGUAUUUACGAGAUUGUGAUACAAUAACCCAGCCAAAUGCCAGAGCAGACAUGCUAAUUAGGUGAAUGAGAAUUUUUUUGCACGGAAACUCAGAAUGUGGCGAAAUGUGUACCUGUACAAAUUAAUGUUAUAUAGUUCCUUGUGAAAUGGCAAGGCGUUAAAGGUGUGCUGUGGUUGUUAUGGGAAUUUGACUGAGUGCAGAAAAGCUGGAUGAGUUUUUCUUGAACUUGCUACUGUGAUAAAGGUUAUAAAAUAAGGCUGCAAAAAGUAUGGUGUCUAAAAUAGCUUAGUUGACUUUAGAUUUGGGUUUACUGACUUUGUAAGAACUUAUGAGCAAUGUGUGAAGAGUUGAUUGAUGACUUUUUUUUCUUUUAUGCUUGUGAUAUGAUUAAAACCUUUUGUGUUUUCACAAGAACUCAAUAAAAUUUCUUUGAAAGAA